This is a messenger RNA of Carya illinoinensis, 2275 nucleotides long. RefSeq lists its product as uncharacterized. Gene Ontology annotation, cellular component: centrosome; equatorial microtubule organizing center; gamma-tubulin complex. NCBI's taxonomy places the organism in Eukaryota, Viridiplantae, Streptophyta, Magnoliopsida, Fagales, Juglandaceae. Gene Ontology annotation, molecular function: gamma-tubulin binding; microtubule minus-end binding. The transcript is spliced from 9 exons. Gene Ontology annotation, biological process: cytoplasmic microtubule organization; spindle assembly; meiotic cell cycle. The record is from RefSeq and is a predicted model, not a curated record. The coding region runs from base 1 to 1587 and encodes 528 amino acids.
AUGUUAGUGGUUGUCUUGCGGAUGGAGUUUGUUGCAUUGCGCAGAGCAAUCCCGGUUGAUGAGGCUGAUUUCUGGGAGAAGAGCUACCUACUAACCUUAUCAGAAAUUUUCUUUGUGUCAUUAGCAGGUCUCAUAGGCCAUGGUGAUCACAUUUCUAGAUACUUUUUGCAAGAUAACCACUGCAAAACCAACCCAUCAUUUGAUGAAUCCUUAGUGAACAAAUUAAAAGUAGAACAUGGUGGUGGUGAAACUUUGCUACCACGCUUAGAGAAGAUUUGGUAUAAGUUCUUGGUUGAUACAUUGCUACAAAAGAGAGUGAUCAAUUCAAAGUCUGCAUGUAAGGAUGCAAGCUAUUCUCUUGAUGCAAAGGAAGAGAAUAUGGUUGCAGAUGUUGGUGCUAAAUUGCCUCUCUUGGAAUCGUUCUGCACAGAAAAUCCAGUUAUUACCGUGUGUAAGAAGACCCUUAGAAAGAAUAUGGAUGCCUGGAAAACACUUAACUUGUCUAGAAAUUUCUAUUUACCACCUUUAAAUGAUGAGAUUUUACGGAAGGCUGUGUUUGGCAACGAGCAGAGAUCUUCUCAUGCUACUCAAGGAACAAACUAUGCUUUUGGUUUCCAGUUUAGUGAAUCUGAAUAUAUUCGUUCACAAAAUGACACAGAAAUGUUGGAAGUGUUGUUUCCUUUUCCUACUCUUCUUCCUACAUUUCAGGAUGAUCUCCAUAUGUCAGAGCUGUUACCUUUCCAGAAUAAUAGUACCCUUGCAUCAAGAGUUCUUACAUGGAUCCAAAAUGUUGAACUGAGAACUACUCCACUUCCUCUGGUUAUUAUGCAGGAAUGCCUUACUAUCCACGCUAAGAAGCAAGUACAUUAUGUAGGCAAGCAUAUAUUGUCAAAGUUGAUGACUGAGUGGAGGUUAAUGGAUGAACUUGCAGUGUUGCGUGCGAUAUACUUGUUAGGUUCAGGUGAUCUGGUGCAGCACUUUUUGACUGUGAUUUUUAAUAAGCUGGACAAGGGAGAAACCUGGGAUGACGAUUUUGAGUUGAAUACAAUACUACAGAAAUCUAUUAGAAACUCUGCCGAUGGAAUGCUUCUAAGUGCUCCAGAUGCAUUGGUUGUGUCCAUCGCCAAAACUCAAGGUGUUGAUGGUGAUCAACCUAACAUAAUUACUGUUGCCUCAACCCCUCGAAAAAGUCGUGUUCAUAGUUUUGGGAUUGAUGGCCUUGACUUACUGAAAUUCACAUACAAGGUGAUGGGCUUCUUGCUGAAAGUCAAGCGCGCAAAAUUUGCUCUUGAUAAAGCUCGGAGGUGGAUGUGGAAGAGUAGAGGUACUGCAGAAAGCAACCGCAAGCGCCACUGGUUAGUGGAGCAGAAACUCCUCCAUUUUGUGGAUGCUUUUCACCAAUAUGUAAUGGACAGGGUCCUAUCUUUCAAGCUCAAUGUGGGUCACUUCACUCAUCUGGCAGAUUUGGUUAUGAGGAUCAACUACAACUAUUUCUACAUGUCUGAUGGUGGAAACUUGAUGAUUGCACCUAGUUCUGAAACUGUUGGUUUGAAACUGGGGAAGGCCUUUGCCCGUAGAACAGACUGAUCAAAGCUUUCAAGUAUUGUCUUGAUGUUGUAUCUCAUAUCAUGUUUCAGGACGAUAAUGCCCUAUCUGGAAAGGCCCCUUAUAUUCCUGUGCUGGUUUUGUUGAGAGAACUAUGGGGAUGUGAGUGAAGCAGAUGUUGUGGCAGCAGCCUUGGACUCUUGGUCCGUACAGCUAUCCGAAUAUUUCACAUAUAAAUUUAUUGACGUUAUGUCUUAGGUUCUGAGGUUUUUGUUCAGUUUGCUAGAAGAUUCUAGGAUUCUCUAGUCUUUAUUUGGCUAAAUGGCUCUGGAAGUUACCCAUUUUCCAUAGUAUGACAAGCACAAUUUAAUAAGAGUGGAAUGAGUGUAGUACAUAGCACAACUCGGACUAAAUAGGAGAACUGAAAAAAGAAAAAAAAAAGAGAAUUUUAUAGCUAGCUUUGCACUGGCAAUCAAAAGCAUCACUUUACAAGCCUCAUGCAAACCCUUUAUAAAAAAGUAGACCUAUUGUGAAAAAGUGGGAAAAAACUCAUUUUUUCUUUAUGGAAUCCUCAUUUUCACGAAAGGUUUGUACAUUUGUAAGUUGUACCUGUCAUUACUCUUUUAUGAAUUGGCUUGUUGGAUUUAGGACUGAGAGCCCUUUUCAUAUUGUCUAACCGUCGAUUUUGUAGAGCAAAUGUGAAAGAACGAUUGGAUCUUUGCUUUUCAAA